CGCCAUAAUUCUCUACUUUGCACAUUCAAAAUGGCGGCGAGAGUGUCGUCUGCGUUGGUUUCCGUGGAUUUUGAAAUAUUUGGCAAAGUUCAAGGUGUUUUCUUCCGCAAAAACACCAAAAAAACAGCUGAUUUGUAUGGGUUGGUUGGCUGGGUGAGAAACACUGACAGGGACACUGUAGAAGGACAGGUACAAGGACAGAAUGACAGGAUCAAGCAAAUGAAGAUUUGGCUGCAGACGAAGGGCAGUCGUCGGUCAGAAAUCUCCAGAGCAGAUUUCAAGAAUGAGAAAUCUGUUGAAAAGUUAGACUACAAAGAAUUCAAGAUCAUCAGAUGAGACCUGAUGUCCUUCUGCUUCGGUGGCAUUUCUUUGUAAAUAAAAUUGUAAAUUUUUUUAACACCACAGUUGCUUUGAAUGCUGAGUGAAACCAGUUCAGGCAUGAUAUCCUUUAUGUGUGACGUGAGGCUGUUUCCUUUAAAUUUAAAUUAAGGCAUUAUUUAUUUGAGCAAUCUAACAGUGAGGGUAAAUUUGAAAUUUCAUCAAAAACUGCCCUCCUUUUUAAAAACAGUCCUUUUUCUCUUCGCCAUUUGUCUGCAGAUCUUUCUGAUAAUUUCAGCUGCAUGUGUUCCUGUGGUUAGGCAUAGUGUGCAUUUCAGAGGUGUAAGCAUGAAACACUUAAAAUCCUAAACUAUUAAAUUUGAAAACUCCACCUUGUCUUACCAAAUUGAAUAACGGGUCAAAUUUUUGCAGUUAGAUGAUGCUGUGUAAAAGCUUGGUAUUUUGUGUCAACCCUCACCCCUUGGGGAAUCCAUAAAAUUCACACUGAAAUGGAGACGAGACUCAUGAGAUUCAUAUUAUAUUCAUAUCAAUGUAUUGGUGUAAAUAACUCCCUUUUCUGUACAUCUUCCCACCCCAACUACAUGUACCUACUUAUGAUUGCUCUUUGUCGAAGGCCACACUAUUAUGCUCUUUCAUUUGCACCUGUGAAUUCUUGUUCAGAAACUGAAGCUGUUGCCUUCAUAGCCUCGACUAGACCUUGGAGUUGACUUUACCCGCACCCUGACAGUACCGAUGCAAUUCAAGUUCUUCAGCUAGGGUUGUUUGGGGAAAAAAAAUUAUCUUCAAUUUGCUGUGAUUGAAAGCACCCCUUACUUGCUAAGAUGAGACAGGCUGGUGGAAAUCCAGUUUCAUUUGGUGCCGGCACCCAUGCCAAUCUUACAUACCUACAUGUAUGUGUAUUUAAACUUGAAUGCCUGGAGAAAAGGCCCAUAUGAUGCUGGGUUGGUGAACCUUGUGUAGACUAGGUUAACUCCACGCCACGUUACCCCCUUUCUACAAAGUGUAAGGGGCAGUCUUGGAUUAGGGCUAACAUGGCAAAAGGAAAAGGAGCAGUAUUAAAGGAAACCAUAUGCAAAAAUUCAGCCUAAAGCGAUGUUCACCGGCAGGAAAACUGAGUGCCUUCAAGUUUUCUUAACUACAUGAAAACAAAAGAAUGUCCACGCGACACUGGUAAUAUAAACGUGUGCAGAGUGUAAUGAAAAAUUGAUUGCUCAUCUGGCACCGCGCACACACAUCGACACACAUGUGAUGUGAGUUCCCACCACAGGACCAUCUGUGCUCCAUGAAAGCAUGCCACCUCUUUCUCCCACACUGAGCGGAUACCUCACAGAUCAAAAGCUUGGAUUUCAAGAGCUUUUCCCUCAGUAGCUGAAAUAUGUUGCCAUUCUGUCAGGCAGUCUUUCAGCAACUUGCAAAUGAAAUUUGAGUGUAAGUAAAAUACCAGUACAUUGUUCUAGGUUCUGGUGCCUGAGUGGAAAGGAGGGGCAAAGUUCCUGGGUGUGGCUACUUGAUGUGUUUGAGAAGUUCAGCACAGUGUCUGUGAAAGUGUCAAUACAAUCUUACAUGAAGUGUGCAGAGUGAUAAAUAUUUAAUAAAACUGGAUUACAAUUUGAAUGCAU
Molecule: messenger RNA, 1958 nt
Organism: Acanthaster planci (crown-of-thorns starfish)
Lineage: Eukaryota; Metazoa; Echinodermata; Asteroidea; Valvatida; Acanthasteridae
Product: acylphosphatase-1-like
Molecular function (GO): acylphosphatase activity
Source: RefSeq, a predicted model, not a curated record